Messenger RNA from Anoplophora glabripennis (Asian longhorned beetle), 2159 nucleotides. It is a transcript of the gene Sp8, whose product is annotated as transcription factor Sp9. Gene Ontology annotation, molecular function: DNA-binding transcription factor activity, RNA polymerase II-specific; RNA polymerase II cis-regulatory region sequence-specific DNA binding. Lineage: Eukaryota; Metazoa; Arthropoda; Insecta; Coleoptera; Cerambycidae. The transcript is spliced from 2 exons. Gene Ontology annotation, biological process: regulation of transcription by RNA polymerase II. The record is from RefSeq and is a predicted model, not a curated record. The coding region runs from base 219 to 1541 and encodes 440 amino acids.
UCAAUUGUUCCCCUUUGGUACAUGAACUGCUGUCGCCUCCUUUGAUUGUUGGAACGAGCGAUAAGUAACGGCCGAUGGCGCAUAGUGCGCGAGUGCUGUGCUAAAACGUUUAUUUUGAUACACUGUGCAGUGUGGUUGUUCCGCCUAAGAGGGUCUGUGGGUCCGCCGCCAAACUGGAGGACCGUACGGAUAGGGAAAAGGGGCGAGGAUCCCCCGAAAUGUUAGCCGAUCAUCCAAGCCUUCGGGGGACCCCUCUGGCGAUGCUAGCGGCGCAGUGCAACAAGCUCUCCAGUAAGUCUCCCCCACCUCUGGCCGACGCAGCCGUCGGCAAGGGAUUCCAUCCCUGGAAGAAGAGCCCCCAGGGCGCCCCAUCACCCGGAAGCAGCGUCUCCUCCUCCAGCUCCCUGCCCCAGAGGUCCUCCGCGUCGAACCCGACGUACUCCAGGUCCGUAAUGACCUCGUGCUCGAGCGUUCCCACAACUGCUUCCUAUGGAAGCGACCUGUACUUCCCGGGAGCCACCACGCAGCCAGCGGUCGCGGACAACUCUCAUGUUCACCACCACCAGAGCUCGCUGUUGGGAAAGGUGGAAGGUGCUGCUACGGCUCACCACGCCGCUUUGGGUUCGGUGUAUUCGAGACACCCGUACGAGACUUGGCCUUUCAAUACUAUGUCGAGUGCUACGCACCAUGGAGGAAUUAAAAGCGAUUCCGUGACGUCUGCAAACGCUUGGUGGGAUGUGCACUCCACGGGGAGCUGGUUGGAUAUGAGUGGAGCGGCUGGAAUGCACGCUCAGAUGGCCGCUGCUAACUAUUCCCCUGAUUAUUCCAGUUUGACUCACUCGCUAGCAUCGAAUCACUUGCUGUCCUCUGGACAGCACCUCCUGCAAGAUACUUACAAGUCUAUGUUACCUGGCGCGCAAAGCGUAGGUGCGUCGUUUGGUUUACACGCUGGGUCCGCACCUUCACCUACUGGAGGUGCUGGUGGUCUACCACCUCAAGUACCAUCCCCUAGGUCUCAAAGGAGGUAUACCGGAAGAGCAACCUGCGACUGCCCCAACUGCCAAGAAGCUGAGAGGUUAGGACCUGCUGGUGUCCACUUGAGGAAGAAGAACAUCCACAGCUGUCACAUACCUGGUUGCGGGAAAGUCUACGGUAAAACGUCACAUUUGAAGGCUCAUUUAAGGUGGCACACCGGCGAGAGACCGUUCGUGUGUAACUGGUUGUUCUGCGGUAAAAGAUUCACCAGGUCCGAUGAACUACAACGACACUUGAGGACGCAUACGGGGGAAAAAAGGUUCGCUUGUCCAAUUUGCAACAAGCGCUUCAUGAGGUCAGACCAUUUAGCUAAACAUGUGAAGACCCAUAAUGGGAAUGGGAAGAAAGGCAGUUCAGAUAGUUGUAGCGACUCCGAGGAGAACAGUCAAAGCGACAUGAACAACGUAAAUUCCCCAGCUUCUAUGAACCAGACACCUCCACCUUCGGCCAAUAUGGGGUUGGAUAUGGUGACGGGGAUGGAUGUGAAGCCUCCUGGCCUGGUUUGAGGCCGGUGGGGCCCUGCGCUGCUCUACCCCAGCUAUCCCCGCUAGCGGGCGGGCCCCUCAAGUGACGCGACUUGUAUAAAUGUGUAUAUAUGUGAAUGGACAGAGCUUUAGUUAUUACUACUUUCGCUUAUUGAACCCAUUGUAUAUAUUAUCUACUGGUCUGGUUGAUGAUGGCAGAAAAUCCAUGGAAUGGGUAAAAUUCGUCAAAAUAAUGUAGAUGAAACAGACACGUAAGGUUUUAUUAAAUUUAAACAUAAAGAAUAUUGAAAGACAUACAUAUGUAUACAAAGAUAGUUCACAAAAUUUGAAUAGUAUCGAUUGUUUUUCAUGCUUGGAGUGUUUUUAUAGGGUAUAUAACCUCUGAUUUUUGGGAUACAGGGUGUCGAAUUAAAAAAAUGUAUUCUUUUCCAAUAUAUCUGAAGACUGGUUAAAUUAACCUAAUUAAAAGCAAAUAUUCACUGCAUUGCAUUGUUGCAAAUAUGCCAAACAGUGGCGUAGAUACUGGAAGGGCGCAGAGUAUUGUGGAAAUCUAUAAUUAUUGCACAUAAUUGAAAUAUUUCUAGGGAAGAUAUUUUCUACUUUAUUUAAAGAACAGGCCAUUUUCAAAAAAGCGUUUAA